This is a messenger RNA of Tyto alba (common barn owl), 1238 nucleotides long. Its product is annotated as glutamine amidotransferase-like class 1 domain-containing protein 3A, mitochondrial. Bases 63 to 737 code for a protein of 224 amino acids. The transcript has 4 exons. The record is from RefSeq and is a predicted model, not a curated record. Lineage: Eukaryota; Metazoa; Chordata; Aves; Strigiformes; Tytonidae.
GCGAACAGAGAUGCACAGCAAUUUGGGGCUCUCCAGGGAAUCCUCCUGCUCUGGUUGCGACCAUGGGAAAGAGAGUGGCUGUCGUGCUGGCUGGCUGUGGGGUGUACGACGGGAGCGAGAUCCACGAGUCGUCUGCUGUGCUGGUGCAUCUCAGCAGGGAGGGGGCAGAGGCAGAGGUUUACGCUCCCGAUGUUGACCAGAUGCAUGUGGUGGACCACGUGAAAGGACAGCCAACUCAGGAGAAGCGCAACGUGCUGGUUGAAAGUGCCAGAAUAGCCAGAGGCAACAUCAAGGAGCUAGCCAAUCUGGAUGUCAAGGGGCUGGAUGCCCUAAUCAUACCAGGUGGCUUUGGAGUGGCUAAAAACCUGAGUACUUGGGCUACUCAAGGCAAGAACUGCAUCAUCUCCAAAGAGGUGGAGGAUGUCCUGAAGGCAUUCCACGCUGCCAAAAAGCCCAUUGGCCUGUGCUGCAUUUCCCCAGUGCUGGCAGCCAAAAUCUUCCCAGGCUGCGAGCUGACCGUGGGUCAUGACACAGAGUGUGAGAAAUGGCCUUACGCAAAGACUGCCGAGACCAUGAAGGAGCUUGGUUGCAAGCACGUGAACAAACACGUCACUGAAAUCCAUGUGGAUGCGAAGAACAAGCUGGUGACCACCAGCGCCUUCAUGUGCAACGCCCCCAUUCACGAGAUCUACGACGGCAUCGGGAAAAUGGUCAAAGAAGUGGUCAGACUGGCCUGAAUGCCACAAAGCCACAGAAUCCAUCUCCUCCGGAGCGCAGGCACCGAGCCUUGGCUGACCUCCUUCCCCUUUUACACCCAUAUGUCAACAGGCAAACUGCUACGCAGACGGGCUUCUCCCCCCACACCAGCCCACGGGUGGCUGCUGAGGGGGGACAACUCCGGAGCUGCGGGAGUGUUGUGUUCUGCCAAGGAGGCACCACUCACUGACAGCAAACUGGCAGUAACUGGAGUGUGGACACGCAGAGGCCAGUUUUCCCCAGGGCUCAAACACAGGCACCAUCUUUGGUUCUGAGAGGCUGAGUUGCCUGGGUUGUGCCGGCCGUGGCUGGCCUGACCUGACAUGAGCAUCUCGUGUGCCAGCAAGAAUUGGAAUUCCUUACACAUCCAGCUUUGCCAGCACUUCAAAGCUUCCCACGUCCCUCCACCUCACACAAGAGAUGAAUUAGUGGCAAAAAGAAUGAACACGGUUCUGCUACUGAAUAAAACCUGUCACUUUUUA